Molecule: messenger RNA, 1915 nt
Organism: Notechis scutatus (mainland tiger snake)
Lineage: Eukaryota; Metazoa; Chordata; Lepidosauria; Squamata; Elapidae
Gene: PPP1R14C
Product: protein phosphatase 1 regulatory inhibitor subunit 14C
Biological process (GO): regulation of phosphorylation
Cellular component (GO): cytoplasm
Molecular function (GO): protein serine/threonine phosphatase inhibitor activity
Source: RefSeq, a predicted model, not a curated record
CGCAGGUGUAGGCAGGCGAGCGCUCCCACACGGCGGCGUGGCCGGAGGAGGUCAUCUUCGUCGGCAGCCAUUCCGUUAGCUCCGGCGGCGCUCCGCGAAGCACCGAUCGCUCGCCCGCCUGCCCGCCCGGAGGAAGGGAUCUGCCCACGAGGCUGAGCUGGAAGAACAUGUCGGUGGUUGCCGGAGGUAGCGAACCGGGCCCCGCCGCCGCCGCCGCCGCCGCCGGUGGAGGCGCCGGCGGAGGGACCCGGGUUUUCUUUCAGAGCCCGCGCGGAAGCGCCUCCCGGGAAGACUCGGUCGCCCCCGCCGUGGUCCAAGUCCAGCAGCAGCAGCGGCGCCACCAGCAGGGCAAAGUGACGGUCAAGUACGAUCGGAAAGAGCUGCGUAAAAGGCUAGUGCUGGAAGAGUGGAUCGUGGAGCAGCUCGGGCAGCUGUACGGCUGCGAGGAAGAAGAGAUGCCAGAUGUAGAAAUCGAUAUUGAUGAUCUUCUGGAUGCUGCUAAUGAAGAGGAGAGAGCCCUCAAAUUACAAGAAGCGCUUGUAGAUUGCUACAAACCCACAGAGGAUUUUAUCAAAGAACUUCUAACUCGGAUAAGAGGGAUGAGGAAACUGAGCCCUCCUCAAAAGAAGAGUAUAUAAGUGAACACGGAGCCCUCUUGGGAGAAGUGAUCAAUAAACUGGAACUAUUAAAUAGGACACCUGCUAGUUUGAUCGUUAUGAGCAAUUUUCUCUUUUUUGGUUGAAUUCUGACAUUUUAAAGAAUCCAACCCCUUCUGUUUAAGGCAGUUUUUUCAAGUGUGAUUUUAUUUUAUCACAGAUAGCAACGUUAUGGAUGCUGCUUUUACUACCUGCGGAUGAUCAAGAUAGAGGGGAAAACAUCCAUUUUAGAGGGACUUUCCUAGGCAGUAAUUCUGCCUGAGGUAAAAGCUACUAGGGAAACGCUGUUCCUUUACAACCAGUUUGAUCAUUAAGUUGUACACCAGACUCAUGGAUGUUCAGGUUCUUGUGCUUGUGUACAUAAAUUAUCAAGUGAGUGUUACUAUUGAUUCACAUCGGUGGAAAUGAAAUGUGCUCUAAGUAACAAUAUAAACCGAAGUUAUAACCAAUGUGGUGUUGCGGGCAGGGAGGGGAGGGGAGAGGGAUGCCGUUUAUUCAAUGGGGGUGCUGCCACUGUUAAAAGCAUUGCAACAAAUGCCUCUAUUCACAAAGCAACACAUAAGUAAACUGGGGUCCAAGGGCUUGAAUUUUUUAGGUACUGUUACCAACUUUGAGGUUCAGCCAGAUACAAUCUCUCUUCAUUUUAUGAUCUGCUAGGAUUGAUCAACCUACUGCUAAAAGGAUCCAAUAGGACAGCAAGAAAAAGGCCAAUACCAUUAUGGGAAAGUCUUGGAGAGAGACUAUCUCCAUAGAUAUCUUGGAGAGAGGGGAAAUGCAAGUCAAACCAUCCCUUCUUAUAAUAAGAAUAUCCAGCUAUCGCUUUCUAUUUUGACAUCCAACUUGGUAGGAUGUCUGGCUGGUUGGCUAAGUGACCUAGGUUGUAGAGGUGAAAGCUUGUUCCCCAAACUCUUCAGGAAAACAUUCUUUGUUCUAAUGCAGUGUUUCCCAACUUUAGCAACCUAAUAGCAUGCUGGCUGAGGAAUUCUGGGAGUUGGAAGUACACACAUUUUAAAUUUGCCAAGGUUGAGGAACACUGCUGUAAUAUUUCACAAGCUACCAUCUGCUGGUAGAUGCUAGUCUGGCAUUUUAUAUCAAGGGUGCUCUGAACAUAAUUUUAUUUUUUAAAAAGAAGAAAUACAUGUUUGUGGACUUUAUGUAUACUGGCAAGCUUUUUUUAAAUGUAUUUAAUUUUGUAAUGUUUUAUUAAUGACUUUAUUUACCAGAUAUUUACUCAAAUAAAUGCCACAAAUUGAGAUGUU